Molecule: messenger RNA, 371 nt
Organism: Drosophila santomea
Lineage: Eukaryota; Metazoa; Arthropoda; Insecta; Diptera; Drosophilidae
Exons: 2
Coding region: 21-353 (110 amino acids)
Source: RefSeq, a predicted model, not a curated record
AAAUUCACUGUCUUCGAGAAAUGGCAGAAGCGAAAACUUUUAUUCAAAACGUCCUGGGCAUUGAUGGCCGAAAUGCAAGCACAAGCAGGGGCGAACUACCCAUGGUCGGCAGUUUUUUCUGUCCGCUUCUGCUGUUCUUCUUUUGGAUACUUUCCUUAAUCAUUUUGGGUUGCAUAUGCGUGUGCUGCAAGUUUGUGAAAUCGGAAUCUUUUACCAGAUACGACUCCGACAGCUUUGAGCUGCAGCAGGUUCAUAUCCUGGAGCCCACAAUUGGUCAUGUCAAAGGAUGUGCGUGUCUGGAGUGUCUGCAUCGACAGUUGUCCACGGAGUUCGAGCAAAGAAAUGGAAAGUAAAUAAAAUAAUUAGGGUUU